UUGUCAGCCCUAGAUGGAAAUAAAAGAGUGUUAGUAGAAGGUGUCAGAACAACGCACUAAUAUGUUCUGUAGAGAAACAUUGAAGAGCCCCUUUCAACGCCUUUCUCGGAGAAACCGUUAUGGCCAUUGCUCCCGCCACACCACCUGCCCUUUCCUUAUACCACGCAACAUCCAAACCACACCGUCGAACACGCCAGCGAGAACCCACGCGCACGUUAUCAAGACCGGAAUGAUUGCAGACACAUACACGGCCAACACCAUACUUGCGACGUACUCAAAGUGUGGGGUACUGAUCGAUGCUCGCAACCUGUUUGAGGAAAUUCCUCAAAGAGACACUGUCUCUUGGAAUUCGAUGAUCGCAGGUUACGUUAAUGGCGGGGAUUAUGAAGCAGCUUGGCUGCUUUUGAGGGCCAUGAGAAUGGGUGGAUUUGGGCUUGAUCAGUAUACGUUCGGGAGCACUCUUAAAGCCAUCGCAAGCGUGAAUUGUGUUGGUUUUGGCCGGCAAAUUCAUACGGUUGUUAUCAAGAUGGGUUUUGAACAAAAUGUAUUCUCAGGAAGUGCGCUUGUGGACAUGUAUGCAAAAUGCAGGAGGAUUGAAGAUGCGAGUGCUGUCUUCGAACGCAUGCCGGAUCGUAAUUCAGUGUCAUGGAAUGCCAUGAUCGCGGGGUGCGGUCUAGCGGAUGACUGUGCUAAUGCUUUCUUGCUUCUUAACCGCAUGGAAAGGAUCGGUAUGUGGCCCGACGAGGCCACGUUUGCCAGUGUCUUGACAUUGCUUGAUGGACCCAAGUUUUAUAAAUUAACAUCUCAGCUCCAUGCCAAGAUUAUUAAAAAUGGCCGGGCAUCUGACACCAUCGCCUGCAAUGCAACCAUCACGGCCUAUUCGGAAUGUGGGUCCAUUGACGAUGCUGUAGAGGCAUUCGAUGACAUGGAAGCCACUCGAGAUUUGGUAUCAUGGAAUUCCAUGCUGGCGGCUUAUGCAUGGCAUGAUCGUGGGGCCAAUGCCAUUGAGCUCUUCGUCAAAAUGAAAGAGCUCGGCAUUGAUCAAGAUAUGUAUACAUACACUAGUGCUAUAAGCGCUUGUUUCGAGCAAGAACAACAAAAUCAAGGAAAAUCCUUACAUGGGUUAGUAAUAAAAGCAGGAUUUGAGCAUACAAUCACUGUGGCAAAUUCAUUGAUUGCGAUGUAUCUCAAAUCGGAUGAUAAAUCCAUGGAAGACGCGAUAAAGUGCUUUGAUUCCAUGGACUCAAGAGACAAUGUCUCCUGCAACUCGAUCCUAACCGGGUUUUCACAAAACGGAUUGAGUGAAGAGGCCUUAAGGUUCUUUGGAAGGAUGAGAUCAUCCCAUCAGGAGAUUGAUCACUAUGCUUUUUCUGCGGUGCUGCGAUCAUGCUCGGAUUUAGCAGUCCUCCAAUUGGGUAGACAAGUUCAUGCCUUGGUUCUUAAAUUGGGCUUUGAGUCAAAUGAUUUCGUCGCUAGUUCCUUGAUAUUCAUGUAUUCCAAAUGUGGGGUCCUCGAAGAUUCGAGAAGAUCCUUUGAUGAAACACAACAAGACAGCUCAAUUACGUGGAAUUCGAUCAUUUUUGGAUAUGCUCAACAUGGGCUAGGUAAAACCUCUCUCGAUCUCUUCUCCCAAAUGCAACAAAGCAAGCUGAAACCUGAUCACAUAACAUUUGUUGGCAUUCUAUCUGCCUGUAGUCACGUUGGUUUAGUAGAAGAAGGCUUGAAUUUUCUAAGAUCAAUGGAACCCGUCCAUGGGAUCCCACUUCGUAUGGAACACUAUGCUUGUGGGGUUGAUAUUUUUGGUCGAGCUGGGCGUCUUGACGAGGCAAAAGCGCUGAUAGAAUCAAUGCCAUUCAAACCAGAUGCCAUGGUCUGGAAGACUCUAUUAGGUGCAUGUAGAAAUCAUGGAAAUAUUGAGAUGGCUAUUGAGAUAGCAAGGCUUUUGCUAGUACUUGAGCCUGAAGAGCACUCCACAUACGUUCUUCUCUCAAACAUGUACGCAGGCUUCGGAAGGUGGGGUGAACGAGCUAUGAUCAAGAGGGUGAUGAGGGAUAGAGGGCUGAGAAAGGUCCCUGGUUGGAGUUGGAUUGAAGUGAAGAACAAGGUCCACACAUUCAAUGCUGAAGAUAGGUCUCACCCACAAGUCGAAGAGAUUUAUGAGAUGUUGGGGGAGCUGAUGGAGGAGAUUGGGAGGUCUGAUUAUGUUGCUAUUGUGGAUUUUUCAACUCAUGAUGCGGAUUAUGAAGGGAUCGAUUGCAGAUUAUGAUACUAACAAGAUGUGAUUUUAAAGGCAAUCAGCACUCUCUAGACUUUUGAGGCAGCAUUGGCAAGGUUAGCAUUCAUCUGUUGGUGGAGCACAGACCCAUGCACAGAGGAUUGUAAUAGCUUGGUGUGGAGGUUUUGCCUCUGGCGUGCUUGAUCAGCGAGACGCUUUCGGUUGCCUGCUACCUGAUUAAUGGCAGGUACAAAGAGAACAAGGAGGCACGUAGUCUGACUCUACAGAAACAACUUAGUCGUUAUGCUCCUAUUCAUAUUGAUGCGGAGUUGUCUGGGAUUUCAGAAGCAGACAGGGAAGCAUUGAUCCUUCUCGUUAAAGCUGCAAAGGUUAUUGAUGAGAUCUUCUAUUUGCAGGUCUGGUAUAGCAAUCCAGCAUUGCAGGAUUGGUUGAAGGAGAAUUCGGAUAUGUCUGA
This is a messenger RNA of Magnolia sinica, 2690 nucleotides long. Its product is annotated as putative pentatricopeptide repeat-containing protein At3g25970. The record is from RefSeq and is a predicted model, not a curated record. The transcript has 4 exons. Gene Ontology annotation, molecular function: RNA binding; protein binding. Gene Ontology annotation, biological process: RNA modification. Lineage: Eukaryota; Viridiplantae; Streptophyta; Magnoliopsida; Magnoliales; Magnoliaceae. Bases 62 to 2266 code for a protein of 734 amino acids.